AUAUUAAGAAAUGAACCAGAAGGUGUCUACGGCUUUGGGUUGUAGAGUUCAAUGUGCUCUAAUCUAGAAUAGCGUCAUCGGAAUUUUAUCUGAGGUAAAUCAUUUUAAAUAGAUUAAAAUUGCCACAACUUAUAAUAUAAAUUAAAGACCUAUGACCUAUUUCCUUUUCUAUUUUGUGCAAUUUUUCAUCAUUGGCAACACGACUGGUACGUGGAAAUGGUAAGUAUUCAAUCUAAGUAGGGAAAGUAGUGUGAAAAUUGUGAUCGUUAUUUGACUGAGUUUUGUGACAUGUACUUAUAAACACGUUAGUUCAGUUCUCAGAGUAUAUCAUCGACAUUCAAAUGUACACAAUUUAAAAUCAAUAAAUAGUUUUAGAAUACAUCAGACAGGUAGCCAAUAUAUGGCCAACACAGACAAUUAGCCAAAAUAUGACCUGCAAACUCAUGUGAUCAUACCGACAUAAUGGAUAGCCGACAAACUAAUGUUCGUGGCAUUUGUAACGAGAAGACAGCUGUAAUGAAAAUAAAUGAUACACCCCACAUCAAGAGCUUUUUUUUAAAUAUUCAAGGAGGUGGGUGGGGGGGGGGAAUUUAGCAUCAAAAUAAACCUUGCAAGAAUCUAUUCUCCUUUAUAUUCCCCUUUAUUAUACUUGCUUUAAGCUUAUGUGUCUCUAGUUCAGGAAUAAACACAAAUUUAUAAACUUUAAAUAAAUAUAUCUCCGUAUUUUAUAAAUGAGGUCUAAAGAAACGUUUUUCAUAAUGUUAACAUAUUAUAGUUAUUGCACUCUUUCAUUAUGCCAGAUAUGCACCACAUUGGUUGUUGGUUUUCUCUUGAUUUUGGGGGUGGUGGACGGACAAAAUGAGUAAGUAGACAUCACCAGAUUUGAUAUUUUAAUCAAUCAGUUUUAGGAACGUUUCGCCCCCAAAAUAUGACAAUCUGUUUAUCAAAGUAUAGAAUUCGGAUUUCGCCUCUUAAUCAAAACUUGUGUUCCAGUUUUUAACUCCUGAUAAUAUAAGGCAAAAAAAUUAUCUUAUAAAAGUUCUAUUCAACAAAUUGUAAUACAGUAUGAUCAAUAUUACAAAAAUCUAUAUAUUUUUACCAAUAUUUGAACAUUGCUUAGAGGUUUGACCUAGAUUUAAGUAGUGAUAAUUUGUUAUCAGAAACAACUAGUUUAUGUUUACAAGAAGAUGAAAAUUAUGUUUUAAAAUUACAAUUCUUAAAUCUAAAAAUAAAUUAUAAAAUUCACUGUGAAUCCAGGAAUCUCGACAUGAUGGGACUCAUCAAUAUUUUAUACAUGAAGGCUGAUGAGAACGUGGACGGCAUGAUCACACCGCUGGAGCUGUCUAGGAUUUAUGAGUUUAUGGACACAGAUCGUACGUAACAUUAUACGGCAUACAUGUUUGUUAUAGAACGUAACAUUAUAUGGCAUACAUGUUUGUUAUAGAACGUACCAUUAUAUGGCAUAAAUUGUUUUUUAUAGAACGUAACAUUAUAUGGCAUACAUGUUUGUGAUAGAACGUAACAUUAUAUGGCAUGAAUUGUUUGUUAUAGAACGUAACAUUAUAUGGCAUAAAUUGUUUGUUAUAGAACGUAACAUUAUAUGGCAUAAAUUGUUCGUUAUAGAACGUAACAUUAUAUGACAUACAUGUUUGUUAUAGAACGUAACAUUAUAUGGCAUAAAUUGUUUGUUAUAGAACGUAACAUUAUAUGGCAUAAAUUGUUUGUUAUAGAACGUAACAUUAUAUGGCAUAAAUUGUUUGUUAUAGAACGUAACAUUAUAUGGCAUACAUGUUUGUUAUAGAACGUAACAUUAUAUGGCAUAAAUUGUUUAUUAUAAGAACGUAACAUUAUAUUGUAUACAUUGUUUGUUGUAGAACUAACAUUAUAUGACAUAAAUUGUUUAUUAUAGAACUGAAAAAUUGAGGGGGGGCAUAUAAUUCAUAUUAAAUAUGAUAAAUAAUUAUGUGUACCAGACGUACAUAAAAAGUAUCUUUUGCAUGCUUUGGUGUAGUGAUUAUACGUAAUGAUGUAGAAAAAUAAGAUAGCAUCUUUUUACAAUGGAUCGGGAUAUUUUGCGAGAAUAUCCGGUGGGUCUAAGUGUUAUUAAAAAAAGGGUUAACUUCUCGUUUUCUAUAAACAGCAGGAUGUUUUCUUACAUCCUAUCUGCCGGCCUUUAAAGAAUAGUCCUACAGAAGUCCUACAACCUAACCACCGGCAUUUAAACAAUAGGGCAGUUCUACACCAUGCCCGUCGCUCGUUAUUGAUUGAUUACUAAUAUAAUCGCCUCCGAACUCAAUUCAACCCUUUCUCCUGAGUUCAAGCGUAAACGCAUGACGUACGCUUGUUGACAGUUUUCCACCUCCCCCACCCCGCUUAGUGGACCUGCUAUUAAUAUUUAACAUAUUGGGGGAAGGUCGUUUUGAAAUUGAAACAGACACACCAGAAGCAAAUUGUAUAUUAGGGAUUGGUUGUUUUUUGGUUUUUUGCUGGCAUCCGUCCAUCACAAUGUGACGAUGGAGUGGGCUUCGGGGGACAAAAUCGACAAGGCCUGGGAUUAUUCUUCAAGGAUCAUAAGCUGGUUCCUUACAGCAAAUCGCCUCUCUCCACGCCUUGGAUAACCCAAGGGAACAUCAUUGGAUGAUACAGCUUGGCACCAGUGACGUCGCAGGAGUUGUCGGAAUGUUUUAUUCUAUCAAUGUUAUCCGCCUUUCGGGACUCCAGCUCCGGGUUUGAUUUCAGAGUUUCCUUCUCUUAGAUGAGUUGCCAUCCAAGGCUAACGGGUCCCAUCCACCCGGUUGCUGAACUCCAGACCACCAACUUUAAAUUUGCUCAGUUUAGACCACACGGCCACCCUGCACCCUUAUAUUAUGUUAAUCACAUGACCUACCAUAAGACCAGAAUAGAACAUGUGUAGUUUGACGUUUUGUUCUGACCGUUGUUUGUCCCAGGUGAUAACGUCGUCAGUAAAACUGAGUUCACCACUGUCUGGAGAGACCUGACACAGUACGACACCGAGGUGUCCGAGGCCUACUUCUUCCUCUCUGAUCUCGAUGGCAAUGGAGUGAUCGACAGAACAGACAACAAUAACAUCUUCGCCAGGUAAAUGUUAUCUUACAGCUUUCAGACCGAUGUUGUUGGUUGGUCGUAUGACGUCCUAAACUCCUUGGAUUUAUUUUAAAUGACGUCAUAACAACGUUGUUGUUCUUUUCGUUAUGAAACCAUAACAACGGUGGUAAUGACGUCAUACAAUUCUGGUUGGUUUAAUGACGUUUUACCUCUAUGAACUGUUGCAUUACCUACAUGGUAUGUUUCAUGACGUCAUAAAAAUGUUUGUGGUAAACCUGCCACAACAGCCUAUGUUACGAAGCCCAUGUCAAGAUGCAAACUCACGUUAAAAUUGUAAUCUUGUGUUGCAAUCCCAUUUUUUUUGUAACAAGCUCAGACUUGCAGACGGAAAUGUUCUAAUAGAUGAUGUCACGUGAUGUUAAAACAUGGGGGCACGAUCUAAGAGUUAGAUUCAUUGGAUAGACGGGGGGGGGGGAUAUUCUACAAUAUUGCAAGUAAAUUGGAAGGCUGCAAAUUUAACGAAUCGAUUAUAUGUACAUAUCUCAUUUUUUGUUAAGUAAAUAGUGGACAAAUUUAAAUGAUUCAACAUGAACUAUUGUGAAGAAAAGUAUCAGUUGUCUCUCGCACGACCUGGUUUAAAUACUAUCAGUGGCCCCUGCUGUAAUGUAGAUUAAAAUAUGUCAGUUGACGCUACCAAAAUAUAGCUUAUGUCCAGUCAGUGGUCCCUCCUAUAAUGUAGAUUAAAAUAUGUCAGUUGACGCUACCAAAAUAUAGUUUAUGUCCAAUCAGUGGUCCCUCCUAUAAUGUAGAUUAAAAUGUGUCAGUUGACGCUACCAAAAUAUAGAUUAUGUCCUGUUAGUGGUCCAUCCUGUAAUGAAAGUUAAGUGAUGUCAUUCUGUUACCCAGAAGAUUUCAAGUCUAAGGUCACACUUUCAUGAACAUAUUAUAAAUUUCUAGGUUCAGAUCUAACGUUAUCUGAUGCACACGUUUCUGUGGAAUAUUAUAAGGGAUGGGAUAUAACAUUUAAUGGGACAUGACAGUUGAUUUGACAUGACAUUAGAGGGUACACGGCAUUUGAUGGUGCAUGAUAUCUUGUUUGAUGUCAAGUCAAAUAAUAUGCUAUUCCAUAAGAUCAGAGUUCAGAUAGUACCAACUGAAUGGAGAAAGCAACCUUUACAUACUCUACAUCAUACACUGACCAAUGAUCGGUCAUUCUUGUUUUAUGCAGGUUUGAUCUGAAUGGAGAUGGCAUGGUCCAAGGUCCUGAAUUUGUGACGAAAUAUACUGAGGUAAGAUUUAAGUUACUUGAAAAUAUAUGGCGUAAAGUUACUUGUAAACAUAUGGGGUAAAGUAACUCGUAAUUAUAUGGAGUAAAUUUAUUUGUAAAUGUAUGAAGUAGAGUUACUUGUAAAUCUAUGGUGGAAAGGAAACUAAUACAACGGCUUAUUUCAAGAAAUUUUAAAAAGAUCAUCUUUGAAAAUAAAGUGUUUUCGUUAUCAAACCUAAAAUACUCCCUGCUGUAAUAUAUACAAGAUAUAAUUAUCUUGGUAUGGAGAUUUGGGGGGGGUGUGGGGGCAAUCCUUUGAAAAAAAAAUUUAAAAAAAUUCUUUUUAAAAAGAUCAUCUUUGAAAAUAAAGUGUUUUCGUUAUCAAACCUAAAAUACUCCCUGCUGUAAUAUAUACAAGAUAUAAUUAUCGUGGUAUGGAGAUUUGGGGGGGGGGGUGGGGGCAAUCCCUUUAAAAAAAAAUUUAAAAAAAUUCAAUCAUUCGUCAUGAUGUGACGAUGGUUUAGACUUUUAAGGACGAAAUCAGAAGGCCUGUGAGUUUUCUUUAGGAUGAUAAGCUGGUUCCCUCGACAGCCAACGCCUCUCUGUACGCACUCUGUACAACCCAAGGAAAAAACGUUACGUUUGUGAUACAGCUUGACACCAGUAGCGUAGCAGGAGUUGCCAGAAUUUUCACAGAGUCAAUGUCAUCUCCCUACUGCAAUCCGUCUCCGAGUUUAAAUUCAUAGUUUCCUUCUCUUGGAUGAGUAGCCGUCCGAGGUGAACAAGUCCCAUCCACCCAUGGUGAUGGUGAAGUUUUUGCUUGUCUGGGCUUUUUUUCAGUGAGUGAGCGCAUGUAUACCAGCUGGUUUUACUGCCUCGGUUCCGACUGCUCGGUCACCGAGACAUUGGUGGGCGGGGUACCCAAUAGCAGAACUGCAAAAGACAAAAUCUUUCCCUUGUGCUUCAGAUUUAAAUGAAAUAAAGUUGACAAAUUAAUCUAGAUGUUUUUAUAUUUUCCUUAUCUCGGGUAACUAAAAUUGAUCCUUUUGAAAUGGGGUCAUUUAAUGGAUCUUUUUUGUUAAAAUGUUAAUUGAUAAACGGCCUUAGAUUUGGCAUAGAUGAAUCGCUUUUUUAAAAUAAAACAUUGUUUAAUAUGUUGUAUUAAUUUUUAAAUAUGUUUGUGUUGAUGUGACUAGCUUAUUUAAAGGUGUGGGUCCAAUUACAAUACUUACAAAAUUUUUUAAACUUGACUUUUUAUAGGAGAAUAUUUCUUUUUGCUUUAUUGCUACUUGAGUGAAGUUUUUUUUUCCAGAGGAACCUAAAUUUAGGUGUACGCUGGUAACGCUUUAGAAGUUUUAUUUUCUCGAAUGCAAGCCCCAGUGAAGCCGGGUGUAUUUGCUAGUGCUAUAUAAUAUCUAAACCACAUAGUAAAUUUUGUGUCGACCUGGGAAUAUUUACAAUUUUAAGAAAAACCUUUAAUAAACAUUGAUCUAAUAGUAUGAUGGAAAUUAGUUAGCAAUCAUUGAAACAUUAUUACAUUAAGACUGUAAUAUAUAAAAAUUAGUUAAAACAAAGCUUUGUCUGCCUAAAAGAAGAACACAGAGUCAUGACUGCUCGAACAUCGGAACACAUUUCUGUGUGGGAACAGCAGGAUGUGUGUGCAUUAACCCCAGAUUAUCAAAAACAUGUUUUAUUACAUGUUUUUAUUUUUACAAAUAUGUAUUUUGUCACAGAGUGAACUUGAGAAUGUCUAUACUGUAUAAAUGUCUAUACAGUAAAAAUCUCUAUACUGUAAAAAUGUCUUUAUAUCAAGUUACGAGUAUCAUUUAGUUCCCCGAAUAUUAAUCUCUUUUUGUAAAGAUUUCCCCCAGGUCAGUGGGAAUUUAUGCCAGCAUGUCGAUUAUAUGCCGAAUAUGUGUCACGUGAUUUUAUGGCAAAAAAGUGUCUAUUUUAUGCGUCUCUGGAUGCGUCUGUUUCUCAAGCUUCAACACUGUGACCCGCCCCUCUUUUUCCACCCCCACACGACCCCACACGCACAGACACCCACAGACACACACACACCACUCGGCAUUUUUGUUCACAAAAGACUCAGGCGCCAAUCUUCACAUUUUUAUAUACGAAGAAUAAUUUAAAGCAAGAUGAUGUAUGAACGAAUAAGUACGUUAAAUUCCUGCAACUAAAAUUUCGAAUAAAGAUUCAAAGAAGAUUCUUGCUCAUUAGAAACGUUCAUUCCAGAAAGUUUUAAUUUUGUAAUAGAGAAAGUGCAACAUUUUACUUCGUACAAACGUUUACUGUUUUUUUUUAAACCUAUCUCUGUGCAAAUGUACAUCUUAAUAGACUCUCGGAACAAAUGAAUCAGAAAUUUUGAGAAACUUGUAAUAUUUCAUUUACUUUGCUGGUGCUUCUGAUUUCGGUUUGGUCUGGUGGUCUCCAGAUUUUUUUGUGUUCUUCUGUUGGCCUAGCAGUGCAUUGUAUUCUUCUCCUGGUUGUCAUCUUAGAACUUCACUUUUUCACCAUCACUUCUACCGCAAAUGUACCGGUUAACAUAUCACUGGCUUCAUGUGAAGAUUUGAUUCCUUCGUUAAACUACAGAUCGGAGGUCGCCUCACAUUUUUUUUUACCGUGGGCCGGAUAACGGAAAAAAAUGACGAGCGUGGGCCUGAUAAUCAUUCUGUACAAUACGUGCAAGCCAGAACGAACGCUCUAGGAAAAAAAGGCAAAAAACUAAGUUUAGUGUUCCAUGUUAAUCAUUGGUGAGUGGCGUGCAAUGCAAAGGGGAAAAAAAAGCAAAGCAACCAACAUACUUAUUUACUAAAAAAGUACCCCAAAAAAGGCGACUUUAGCAAAAAUAUAAUUACGUCAGAUCUAGUGCGCACAUAUCCGAAUCUCACAAACUAAGCAGCAAAAAAGUUUAAUGAGAUUUGUGAAACUGACAUUUGGCUUUCAAGAAAGCAUCACUGUUUGGUUUGGAAUUGCUGUCGCCAAUCAAAUGGAUUGUUUUCAAAUGUUCAGCAAUCCCUCUCGUUUGAUGUGUUGCUUCACAUAUUUUAUCUUUUGAAAAUGUUUGCUCACAGACAUAAGUUGUUACAACCAUGCUGCAAACGGACGUCAACUCCUCCGAGCUCUGCAAGUCCAAAUUGACACCACAAAUAAACACGAGAAGUUGUGAGAGAUCAGUAGACACAUUCAGUGUUCAUACAGCAAGUUCAUACCUUUCUCACGUGUCUUUAGCACCAUGUUAACUUCAAAUUCGUCUGUUCUCCGCACAACUGAACUUGCCGACUAGGAUUUUUAAUGUCCACGUGUGUUUCCAACACUCCUCUUUCUUUUACCCGUUUACAGGUUGUUGUAGUUAUCAGACUGUAAUGUAUUAGCGGGAAUAAGAUUAAUGGAAUUACAUUCUUAUUUUAUAGUUUUUUUUUAAACCAGCUUUUCCAAAAUAGAGCAACCUCAGGUUACUUGGUAGGUAUUUUCAAUGAUGUCAUCAUUUGUUGAUUAAUUCUUAUUUAAAUACAUCUUGUUUAAUGCUGAUCUGAGUUCGAGUUUGAACCACGUUAAAUUUCACAAGUAACUUUAUCUUUACCAGUGAUAGACUGUGAUGAUGAUGUGACCUGUACGUCCACUCAAUAUAAAUUAAUAUAUAUAGCAAAUACACGUCAGCAAAUCAAAUUGACCGUAUAUUGAAAUAUAAACAUCGGUCAUCUACUUUUAGCAGAUAACUUUUUUUGCGUCAGCUUAACCCAAUCCCAAUAAGCACUGCGAUGCAAGUAAUUAGUUAAUUCAUAAACUUACAUUACUGUAUAUUUAUUAAUUUAAUAUUAAGAUGUAGUAUUGUACAAUUUUGAGACGAUAGUGUACGAUUUUAGGUUUUCGAGGGUAAAAAGUUCUGUAAUAGAGAAGAAAAUCUAGAUAGAAUAAUUGAAAAUUGUAAAUUAAAGGCGCAUAGCAGCCAGGAGGUCUACGCACGUGCGCAUAUCUCCUAGUAUUCUAAAAGUAAUAUUGACAUUUAAAUUGUAUCACAACGUCUCGUGUUCCCUAUGUUUCAUCAAGCAAGUUCAAGUACCGUCGGCGCGCCGGAUGAACAGGCCUCGUGCUACAGAUCAUUUGCUAGUCAACAUUAAGAACUUCAAAAACGAUCGAUAACUCUGCACAUAUAAAUAAGAGAAUAUGUAGGUCCUACCCCGUUACCUCCCUGCAUCAUCCGCUCGUUCUGCUGAUUCUGUUUCAUUCAUGAUUUGAUUAGAUAUUUCAAGUCUUUAUAAAAUCAUCUUUGUAAAACAAAUUAUUUUUUUUUUGUGGUGGUGAAGGGUGCGUUAUACAACAUUUUUUUACGUGGUUGUGAAGAUUGAGUUAUUAGAUAUUUAUUUUUCGUAAUGAAGAGUGAUGUAUACAAUAUAAUUUUAUAAUGUUUGGAUAUUUGGGUAACGGAGGGGGAAAUAACCUGUCUUGGAAAUGUCCUUGUUCAUUUUAACUACGACGGUAAUCUCUUUUUAUCCUAUAUGGCUUAUCAUGGGACACCAUCAAAUGUGAGAUGAUAUCACGUUUACCAUAGUUUCUUUUUAUCCUAUAUGGCUUAUCAUGGGACACCAUCAAAUGAAGAGAUGAUAUCACGUUUACCAUAGUUUCUUUUUAUCCUAUAUGGCUUAUCAUGGGACACCAUCAAAUGUGAGAUGAUAUCACGUUUACCAUAGUUUCAUACCAACUGAGCCCUAUAAUCAUAGCUGCCUACAAACUUUGUCCCAUUAUCCUAGCUGCCAACAAAAUGAGUCCUAUAAGCCUAGCUGACUACUAAUUGGGUCCUAUAAUUCUAGAUGCCUAACUCCUGUGCCCUAUUUAUUAUAGCUUCCUACCAACUGUGUCCUUUAGCCAUAGCUUCCUACCAAUUCUGCCCUAUUUCCAUUGCAUCCUACCAACCGUAUCCUAUUAUCCUAGCUUCCUACCAACUCUGUCCUACUGUAAUAGCUUACUAACAAUUGUGCCCUAUUAUGAUAGCUUCCUACCAACUGCGUCCUAAUUUCAUAGCUGCCUACCAACUGUGUCCUAAUAUUCUAGCUACCUACCAACUGUGUCCUAUGAUCCUAUCUGCUUAGCAACUGUGUCCUAUUGUUUAAAAAUCCAAACAAUUGUGUCUUUUAUCAUAGCUGCAUACCAAUUGUGUCCUAUUAUCAUAGCUGCCUACCGAGUCCUAUUAUCGUAGCUGCCUACCAACUGUGUCCAAUAUAUCACAGGUUUACCAUGAAGUCCCCUUCGUCAUACUGUUUGAAAGAGUGGAAAAGUCCAACAACAAUGACCAGCACUUGACCAGAUCAGAAUUCUCUCAGCUCUUCCGUUCCUUCACAGGUGCACGUAUUCUUUAGUUAGAUUGUAGAGGCAUUGAGUGAAAGAUUGGGAUCACCUUCGUAGUUAAACUGAAAGUACUUGUUGAUAGAAAAAGUAUAAGCUUCGCAACUGAAAGUACUUGUUGAUAGAAAAAGUAUAAGCUUCGCAACUGAAAGUACUUGUUGAUAGAAAAAGUAUAAGCUUCGCAACUGAAAGUACUUGUUGAUAGAAAAAGUAUAAGCUUCGCAACUGAAAGCAAAAACAACAUCAAGUAUUUAGGAAUUUUCAAUUGGAUUUUCAGGAAAAUUUUAACGAUUUAUCUUUAGGUUUGCAAUUAAAAAAUGAUUCACAACUAAUAAUUGUUGGGCAUGAUGGUAAGUAUGGUGUAACACUGAGUCCCAUUCCACGCAAAUUUAAAUUCAUAACUGCGUGAUAUUAAAUUCUUAAAAAAUACCUGCUAGCAGGUUCAGUUGGUGCGUAAUAGUUUCGUUUGUUUAAAAUGUGCAGUGUAAAUUGGGCGGGACAUUAGAAUAUUUAUAGAGCUCAGGAGCAUGAAAUAAGCUCAGGAGCAUGAAAUAAGCUCAGGAGCAUGAAAUAAGCUCAGGAGCAUGAAAUAAGCUCCGUUGACUUACCAGGUUGGCCCGGGAGUGGGGGGGGGGGAAAUAGAACUAAUUUGGAAUCGUAUAGUGCGUUGCUUGAAUGCAUGUUUUGUCAAUUAAAUUGAGUAGAUGUUAAGUUCACUCAUGGCUGCUUUCAGUGAAAGGCCGGCUAUUUCUAGUGUUGAUGUGAUGAGGCGGCGGUAAUCUCGUUGAAAUAAAAGUCAAAAGUGUCACGGUCUGAGUGUGUUAUGGGUAUUUGAUUCUAUCGGCGUUUGAUGUACAUCACGUUAAUACGGCCCUGAAGACAAUACAUAAGACUGUUUGGAAUUUCAGUUGGUGGCACAGUAAUAAAGGAGUCUUUCUUGAAGACGUGGGUCGACAGCAAGUUCGGAUCAGUCAAAGAUGCUGAGGAUGUGUUCACAUCUUUUGACGCCAACAACGAUGACGUCAUCAGUACAGCAGAAGUUGGUGCCAAGUUUACCGGUCUGGAUAAAAAUGGUUAGUACUGGUCCAAGUUACGCCAAUGGCACUUAUGAAAGUUACAAUAAAAUGCGCAAAUUACACCCAUGGCAUUUAAAAAAGUUGCAAUAAAUUAUAAUUUUACUAGUACAUGCUACAACAAAAAAAGCACUUGUUGAAUUUCUAAAAUGUUUUUAUAUUUGAGAAUUAAAAUUAGUUUGAAAAAUUAUUUGAGCCUUUUAGUCACUGAAAUAGGUUUGGUGCUAUUAGAGCAUAGAUAAUUUUUGGUGUUAUUAGAGCAUCGAUAAUAUUUGGUGCUCUUAGAGCAUAGAAAAUGUUUGGUGCUAUUAAAGCAUCUAUGUUUCGUGCUGUUAGAGCAUAGAAAAUGUUUGGUGCUAUUAGAGCAUAGAACAAUGUUUGAAACUUUUUUCUAAAAUAGUUUUUAUUAUCAGGAGUUACAAAAGUUGUAAAAAAUUAAACGGAAGGUGUACCAAAUAAAAAAUUGCCCAUUAUUUGGCUUUCUUUCAGGCAACGGAACAAUUGAAAUCCUGGAAGCGAUUGAGGUACGUGCUGGUAGAUAAAGACGCAAUGAAAUAAACCUCUAAUAUCACGGGGUGGUCAGACAACGUUCACAGUGACCACCCAUAUAAGAAUUCCCCCAGGAGCUUGACCUAUUCCAAUGGUUUGCCAAUUAUUAUAACUGGCUGUAAUUGUUGAUCUCAUGCCAUGAGUUUUAUGAAAAUAAUAAGCUGUUGUUCUUUGUAUAAAACAAAUACAAUUAUGUCAUGUG
Molecule: messenger RNA, 11500 nt
Organism: Lymnaea stagnalis (great pond snail)
Lineage: Eukaryota; Metazoa; Mollusca; Gastropoda; Lymnaeidae
Source: the annotation of a GenBank genome assembly